Messenger RNA from Mesocestoides corti, 624 nucleotides. Lineage: Eukaryota; Metazoa; Platyhelminthes; Cestoda; Cyclophyllidea; Mesocestoididae. The record is from the annotation of a GenBank genome assembly.
AUGCAGCACGAAGCCUUUACAAAUCAGUCGGCUUUACCAAACGACAUAAAGGAAAACUAUGACUUGGCAGAUGGCUCCUCAAUAUUUUCCGAUAUUACGUCAUUGGAGACUGACGUUUCAUCCUUCACUGAUGGUCUGGGAUCCCAUCAAAUUAAUAAGGAUGAUCUCGCUUCGAUUUCUCCAGACUUGGGUUUUUUCUCUUCAAUCGCAUCUAGCGGAGAAACCCCCACAUUGAUUGAGCAGAAGGCAGCAUCUGAUGGGCAUGACGCGCCUGUUCCCAUGAAACGACAUCGUCGAAUAAAUGAGCCCAAGGAACUUCAACCGAAUUUCGACUCGGUCAAGUUUGAGUGCUGCAUGUGGGUGCCCGUUGAGGACGUGGCGAGAAUCUUCGCGAGUUCGAAGGACCGCCGAAUAGAAUCGAUUGCACGAGCGUGUGACUGUCAGUUUCUGAUUACCGACACUCACCGAUUGAGCACAACGCUCGGCGUCAAACAACUUGUCCACAUUUUCUCCAACUCACGAGCUGACCUAGAAAAGUGUAGGAAUAUACUUGACGAAAAGUUCCCCGGUUUUUACGCCAAGGCAUCAGAUAUAAUCGACCGACUACAUUGUUCCGAUGAAUAA